This is a messenger RNA of Saccostrea cuccullata (small rock oyster), 2171 nucleotides long. RefSeq lists its product as uncharacterized. The record is from RefSeq and is a predicted model, not a curated record. The transcript has 4 exons. Bases 1 to 1467 code for a protein of 488 amino acids. Lineage: Eukaryota; Metazoa; Mollusca; Bivalvia; Ostreida; Ostreidae.
AUGACCGCCAUUGUCACUGGCGGUUACUAUGGCAACACAAAGUGGGAUGACCUUCCCAGUGACCUGAUAAUGAGAAUCGACAGAGAAUUCAGACAACCCAGGGUUCUGGCGAGGGAUCCAAAGUCUUACAAGGAACAGUACAUCAGUAUACCUGUCAAUGGUCCAUAUAAGUUCAACAUUGUCAAGUCCAUCAAAGAGAAAAGCCAGGACCAAACAAUGGCAGAAAUUUUGGAACAAAACACGCUGCCCAUUCUUGUUCAAUUCUCUGAAAGAGGUAAAGUUCCAAAGGAGGGAUUGGCUAGUGAUACAGGAAUGCUGAUCAGCUUCCUGAUAGAGUAUCGAUAUGAGGAGAUUUACCUUCAGGGAAACUUCUACAAUCAUGGAGUCAUUACCAAGGAGACAGCGUCUGUCAUACUCUGCCCAAUCAUCACCAUGGCACCUAUUCACGGACUGAUGGACAAAACAGAGGAAGAAUUUAACCUAUACUUACAGCGAAUGAGUGACUACGUUCACAAAAAAAGUCAAUUCUCCGAGGACACAUGUGAUCUAGGUGUAAAAGUCUUCGAGGCCUCCGAUCCAGAGAUUUCUAAUAUUAUCCCAAAAAAACCUGACAUCGACACAGGACCAGCACCAGCUCUACCAAAACGGAAAGCACUUAAUGAUGCAAGACUGCAGAAUGGAAAACCGAGCCUUAAUAAGACCAACUCUGCAGACCACAAGAAAGAAAAAAACUUAAAGAAAAUAAAACCUAUUGAAGCACUCUCGGAUUCUAACCUUAAAUCUGCAAACUCCAAGGAGGUACCAGGUACCACCCAGGUUCCAGUAGAGUGUAGCUCGGAUGAUGAAAUCUAUGGCGGAGACUACGAAGAGAUCACGGAAGAGAAGAAACCAGAAAUUUCAAACGCUGUUCUUACGAAAAAAACGGGAUAUGUAAAUGAUGUUCUCUGUCAGGUUCGACCAUUCUCAGAACCAGGGACAGAAGAACCCGGGGCCGAAGACUCGGACGACGAGAAUAAUGAAUACGAAGAAAUUAAAGAAAUUUAUUCUAAACCACGGAUGAAGGACAAAGAAAUCGUCUCAAAAAAUAUAGACAACCGAGAACAAAUGAAAGUAAUUGAAACUCCUACAACACAGCGAGAAUAUGAUUAUGCUAUUCCUCGAUCCAAUUGUUUUGUUUUACCACAAGAAGACUAUGGGGACAUGGAAUCUGACAAAGUUCCUGCAGAAGAAAAUAUUCAUACGCCCAGUGUUUCUAAACACGUGUCUGGAAAGAACAUAAAGGAACUUGGAGAAAUCCUUCUCAAACUAAAACUUGAUAAGUUUGUGGAACGAUUCUCAGAGGAUAUGAUAGAUGGUGAAAUUGUCCAAGAUCUUACGGUGGCGGAUCUUAAGGAGGAUUACAGCUUUACAAAGACAGAGGCCAUUAGAUUAAGGAAAUUUAUCGAACAGGGCCACAUUCCAACGUGAACAUGUCUCUUACAAAUGAUUUUUACCGAGCUUUAUAAAUUGGACAAACGUUUUCGUUGUGAUAUUUGUCAAAAUAUUCCUCUUACUGUUUGUUUGACCCCGAACUAAAGCAUUAUUUGAAUUUUAAUAAUAAUUUAAAGUAAUAUUUACCUCUGGGCAGAGGAAGAAUAGGUUAUACACUUAAUGAAAUGUAGGAAAUGACAGAAAUGAUGCUAGAAAUAUUUUCCCAAGUUUUGUAUCAUGUCCACUAAAAUAUAGGUAGCUGGUAUAUCGAAGGUUAUUCUAAUUUUGUUUCCUGUUUAAUAUCCUUCUCGAGAAUUUUUCUUUAUAAUGGAGACGCCACAACUUGCCAGUAGAAAGCUACGAAUUUUGUCCUACACUCGGCACACAUGGCCAGUGAGCAGAGAGGGAUCUUUGUCGUGCUAACAAGCACUGCGACACGGAAGGUCGGGCUAUAUGGUCUCAUCCCCAGGACCAGUCUCCACGUCCCACAGUGCCAAUGGAACCCUCGACAUAAGGAUCAACUCAUUACACAACGACUCUAGGGCAGACUCUCAUGCCACUGCACCACGUACCACGAAAUCAAGUAUGCGCUCUAGUUAGCAUUAUACAUUAUAUAUGUUUGUUUAAUUGAACCACAUUUUCACUUUGUCUGGUAUUUAUAAAUUUUAUUAAAUUGACAAAAUAAAUAAUCGAUUGAUAUU